This is a messenger RNA of Salvia miltiorrhiza (redroot sage), 1750 nucleotides long. RefSeq names its product arogenate dehydrogenase 2, chloroplastic-like. The coding region runs from base 238 to 1386 and encodes 382 amino acids. Gene Ontology annotation, molecular function: prephenate dehydrogenase (NAD+) activity; prephenate dehydrogenase (NADP+) activity; arogenate dehydrogenase (NADP+) activity. NCBI's taxonomy places the organism in Eukaryota, Viridiplantae, Streptophyta, Magnoliopsida, Lamiales, Lamiaceae. The record is from RefSeq and is a predicted model, not a curated record. The transcript has 2 exons. Gene Ontology annotation, biological process: L-tyrosine biosynthetic process.
AUUUAUUGUGAUAGAAAAAUGAAAAAUUAGAAAGAUCCAAGAAAUGUCACGGCGAGCAGCCUCAACUACCAAAGCUCGAAAUCGGCACGACCACCAAACCCCCUCUCUUGAAUCUACCACCAAAACGCACAUACACCACCCACUGCGUGUCCUAUACAUACAAAUACACCCCCUCGGCCCCCCUCAUAAAUCAUAAUCAACCGCAGAAACCGUAAAACCGAGCUCAAUUCAGCACCGAUGGCUUCCUUCUCUUCGAUUCAACCCGCCGCCGCGCAGGCACCGUCGUCCACCGCCCGCUCUUCUAUCCUCAUUCCGCACCACCAAUACCAUUCCGACCAAUUCUCGCUCUCCUCUUCUCCCUCGCCGCCGCAGCUCCCCCCCUCCGGCCGUCGCCGCCGCCGCCUCCACUGCGUCCGCGCGAUCGACGCCGCGCAGCCCUACGACUACGAGGCCUACCUCUUCAACCGCUUCAGCCAGUCGAGCAAGCUCAAAAUCGCCGUCGUAGGGUUCGGCAACUUCGGGCAGUUCCUGGCGAAGGCGUUCAUCCGGCAGGGGCACACCGUCUUCGCACACUCGCGGUCGAACUACCACGCCGUCGCGGAGUCUAUCGGCGCCGCAUUCUUCACCGAUCCGCACGACCUCUGCGAGCAGCACCCCGACGUCAUCCUCAUCUGCACCUCCGUGAUCUCUACCGAGUCCGUGCUCCGGUCGCUGCCGCUGCAGCGCCUGCGGCGGAACACGCUCUUCGUGGACGUUCUCUCGGUGAAGGAGUUCCCGAAGAACAUCUUCCUGCAGGUGCUCCCCCACCAUUUCGAUAUCCUCUGCACGCACCCGAUGUUCGGCCCGGAGAGCGGGAAGGUGACGUGGCAGAAUCUGCCGUUUGUGUUCGACAAAGUGAGGAUUGGGAACGAGGACUCGAGAAUCAAUCGCGCUGAAACGUUCUUAGAUAUUUUCAAAAAGGAAGGGUGCACGAUGGUGGAGAUGAGCUGCGCGGAGCACGAUAAGUACGCCGCGGGUUCGCAGUUCAUCACGCACACGAUGGGGAGGAUUCUGGAGAAACUGCAGCUGGAUAGCACUCCGAUCAACACGAAAGGGUACGAGACUCUGCUGAAUUUGGUGGAGAACACGGCCAGCGAUAGUUUUGACCUAUACUACGGCCUGUUUAUGUAUAAUAAGAAUGCGAUGGAGCAGCUGGAGAGAUUGGACUUGGCAUUUGAGGCCUUGAAGAAGGAGUUGUUCGGCCACUUGCACGAGGCUUUGAGGAAGCAGUUGUUUGGGAAGUCGGAGGAGGGAGGUCACCGGAGGCCGAUGCUGGCGAAAUUGCCCAAGAAUGGGACUCCAUUGUUGCCGCCUCAAUCGGAGGCCGUUGCCAACAAGAACAAUUAGGCUGCUUUGUGUUGUAUUAGGUAUCACCAUUUCCUAGCUCUGUAUGUUAUCCCUCUGAUGGAAAAACAGACAUUGGAGAAUCCAGUUAUGUACAGAUGGCGGACUAACUUAUCGAUGAGAGACUCUAUCUUUGCAAUCUCUGUUGUUGUUCUUUUAUUCUUCUUUUGAUCUGUAUUGUGUUUCACUUAUGCUGUAUGUCUUAGUUUUACACAUGAUAUUGUAUCAGCUGAGCUUCGCGAGGAUCAUGCUACCUCCCAGUGCCUAUUGUCAUGUAGUUCUAGAUGAAUUAAUCUAAGUUGGAAUUUACCGUCUGAUUUUAUCUCUAUUGAUUAUAUCAUGUUCUGGGCAUUCCCCAAUUAUUUCA